GUAAGUUUCUGCUCACUUGCCGUGUUUAUUUUUGCGGCUCUUUUUCUUAAAUACAAUCGCUUCCCGGGCCUCACUUCCCAAAUCCGUGUUGAGUCAUCCCGAUAUUUCUCUCAACACCGCUUAUCCCGUCGCUUAUUCCGUUUGCUUAUUUCCCCUUCAUACGCCAUAUAAUGCGUCUUGUCCUCGUAUAGAGUUGAUUUCGCUUUAUUUAUUCUCUUUGAACAAUCCAUUGCGUUGCUCGCUCCUCCGCUAACUCAUCAUGACUCAAAAAGUAUCAUGCAUGAAGAGGUCUCAUCCUCUGACCGUUGUCAUCAAGCUUGGCACAAGCUCCAUCGUAGAUGAGGUCACCCAUGAGCCGCUGCUACCCAUUCUGACUCUCAUCGUUGACACUGCUGUCAAACUGAGAAAGGAUGGUCACCGCGUCGUCAUUGUCUCAUCAGGCGCCAUUGGCGUCGGCCUCCGUCGCAUGGACGUCGACAAGCGCCCCAAGCACCUUGCUCAGCUCCAGGCUCUGGCCGCCAUUGGUCAGUGCCGUCUGAUCAGCCUCUGGGACAGUCUCUUCAGUCAUCUUGACCAGCCUGUUGCCCAGAUCCUGCUUACAAGAAACGACAUUGCUGAUCGCACAAGAUACAUCAACGCUCAAAAUACUUUCAAUGAGCUACUAGACAUUGGUGUCAUUCCCAUUGUUAACGAGAACGAUACCCUCGCUGUUUCCGAAAUUAAGUUCGGUGACAAUGACACCUUGUCUGCCAUCACUGCGGCCAUGAUCCAUGCCGACCUUCUCUUCCUCAUGACAGACGUUGACUGUCUCUACACCAAGAACCCUCGCAGCAACCCUGAUGCUCGCCCCAUCGAGGUCGUAGAGGACAUUUCGGCCCUGGAGGCUGAUGUCUCAAGUGCAGGAUCAUCUCUUGGUACUGGUGGCAUGAGCACCAAGAUUAUUGCCGCUAGACUAGGAACAUCUGCCGGUGUCACAACCAUCAUCACCCGCUCUUCAAAUCCCGGCAACAUCCUGGGCAUUGUCCAGUACCUCUACAGUUCCCCUCGCUCGUCUGUCAUUGCAGAUGAAGACGGCGAGAUCCUCUCCCGCACAUCCUCUCUCAGCCUCAUCUCCCCCGUCGCAAAGCACGUGCCUACCACUGGGCCCCCUCUACACACCCGCUUCCUACCCUCAAAUGAGCCCAUCCGCGAUCGCCAAUUCUGGCUGUUGCACACUCCCAACCCUCAUGGCAGCAUUUACAUUGACGGUGGAGCUUACAAGGCCCUGCUUGGCAAGGCCGGUUUGCUCCCUGUUGGUAUUCUUGAUGUCGAUGGCCACUUUGCUCCACACGAAGCUGUGAGAAUUGUGGUUGUCAACCGCCGCAAGACGCCUGGACCAAAUGGCAAGAUGUGGGACGGCGAGCCUGAAGAGGUUGGCCGCUGCAUUGUCAAUUAUGCGGCGCAAGAAAUCGUGCGCAUCAUGGGCCACCAGAGCACCGACAUUGAGGGCAUCUUGGGCUACGCUGACAGCGAAUAUGUUGCCCACCGCUCGCAUAUUGGCUUCUUUAACAGCCAGAGCCGUCCUGCCUCUCCUGUGUUGGAGAUGGCAGUCCCUGUUUAAAUGAUAUUAGCGUUGCAUACAUGGAUUUCUUUAGGAGUUGGCGUUGAGACGGUAUGAUACUCGAUAGAUAUCAGAUUGCAUAUACAUUUUGAUUGUAUUCAUCUACUAUAAACAAAAGUUUUUUGGAACCCCUAAACGCCAGCGUGAAAACCCAAGUAAAAAAAAUUGACAUGCAUAUCGCAUCAAAUUCUUGGCUUAUGCCUCUCUACUUCGGGGCACAACCACGAACGGAAAGCCAACAACCCGACGGUCUACUUAACCAGUAGCAAAGAGGUUGUCUUCGUCUCGGAGGAAUUCUCCACAGUCGGCUUGUCUAAAGACGGUGAUACCGGUAGGAUCCAGGCGUCUGGCCUCAGCAGUGCUGCGGCUUGAGACACCAAAGCCAAGAGGGGUAUCGUUCAUGUUGUAGACAAUAACGCCCUGGUGCUCGGGGCAGUCGUCGGACCAGCGUCCAAUGUGCGCCUUGACAACGUUUCCACCGUAGAGGAACGGCAUUUCACCGUUGCUCUUAAUCCAGACCUUCCAUCGGGCGUGUUCGGAGAGGAUGGGGAGGGCGGUAAUGUGCAGUCGGAAUUUGCCAGUCUUGGUGAACUUGCCUGUAGGAGAACAACUGGUUAGCAACAGCACUUUGAGGCUUUAUUUCAGCAGCAAAUAUCUUACCAAGGCAGGUUCCGAGAGACAGCAGGUUAUCUCUAGAGAUGGAUGUAGCAAGGUUGGCGACAGAGAGCAAGACGUAGAAGACUCUGUUCUUCUGCAUGCGAAAGACGUAGCGGUCGGAGUUGGGCGAGUCGUCGAGCGGCGCAAUGAGGUUCUUGAGAGAGCUGCCGGUGUAGUUGGCGAGCUUCUCGAAGAGGGUUUUUGUUUCUUGCUCUGUCAAAGGUCUCAUCUUGUCUGUGGUUGCGGCGAUGAAGCAGUUUGAUUGUUCAAAUCAUCGAUGUCGUCUGCAAGCCCG
[Torrubiella] hemipterigena is the source of this 2552-nucleotide messenger RNA. NCBI's taxonomy places the organism in Eukaryota, Fungi, Ascomycota, Sordariomycetes, Hypocreales, Clavicipitaceae. The record is from the annotation of a GenBank genome assembly.